AUGGAGACCACAGUUUCUGAAAUCCAAGUAGAAAACAAGGAUGAGAAGAGAUCAAGGAAAGUUAGUCCUCAGGACAAGAGGCCAGAGAAAAGAGCGCCCCUGCUCUGCUUCAAGAGAAGGAAGAAAACAGCCAAAGCACCGAAGCCCAAAGCUGGCUCUGAAGCCGCCAAUGAAGCAGCAGCUACUGAUCAACCACAGCCCCCAAGAGGGGCCUGGGCCUCAUUCAAAAAUCUUGUGACACGAAGGAAAAGGUCAGAUUUUUCAAAGCAGCAAAAGCCUUUUGAGGUUAAAGUGCAAUCUAAAAUAAAUGCUGAGGACAUUGGUCGUUCUGAGAAAAAGGCAAAAUCCAGACUUCAAAUUCCCUGCAUAAAAUUCUCAAGAAGUGAGAAAAGAAGUAGUCAUUCCAAAGUUACACAACACUCAGACUGCAGCGUGAAAGUACAGGGAGAGGCUGAAAGUUUGGAUACAAAACCUCAGACUCGAUUGAAUGACCAGGCAACCGAGGCCAGGUCGUCCCAGGAUCUAAAUGAAGGUAUCUCACAGGAAGACGGUGAUGAGACUGGUGAAGCAAAUGUGAGCAACAGCUUAACUUCUCCUGCAGAGAAAGUGGUUUCAGUAGAACUUGGAUUAGAUACUGCACAUUCCGCUAUUCCCACAGAACCUCUAAUUCUUGAAAAAGACACUGAAACAAUCCAGGAAAAACGAGGUGUUCAGCAGGAGCAAGCAAGUCCACCUGAAACUUCAGAAACAGACCAUCAACUACCAGUGGUUUCUGAUGUUCCUCCCCCACCUGCAACCCCAGAUCAGCAAACUGUGGAAGAAGCCAGUAACGGUGUCCUAGAGAGUGGACCAAAUUGGAAAGACCAUGAAAGUACAGAGAUUGUAGCUGAAGAAUGUAAGCCUACAGAUACUGAAGUAAGUACUAGUGGAUCAGAUAUUAAAGAAAAUGGGAUCCAAGUGGAGAAACCCAAACCAGAAGAAAGCAAAAGGGUGGAGCCAAUUGCUAUUAUUAUUACAGACACUGAAAUCAGUGAAUUUGAUGUUAAGAAAUCUAAAAAUGUCCCUAAGCAAUUUUUAAUUUCAAUCAAAAGUGAGGAAGUAGGGGUUUUUGCUAACGAUAGUGGUUUUGAGAGAACUUCAGAACAAUAUGAAACGCUCUUAAUAGAAACCGCUUCUUCUCUCGUCAAGAACGCUAUCCAGUUGUCUAUAGAGCAGCUAGUUAAUGAAAUGAUCUCUGAUGAUAAUAAAAUAAACAAUCUUCUACAGUGA
This is a messenger RNA of Orycteropus afer afer, 1269 nucleotides long. It is a transcript of the gene AKAP5, whose product is annotated as A-kinase anchoring protein 5. The record is from RefSeq and is a predicted model, not a curated record. Gene Ontology annotation, cellular component: postsynaptic density; dendrite membrane; excitatory synapse. Lineage: Eukaryota; Metazoa; Chordata; Mammalia; Tubulidentata; Orycteropodidae. Gene Ontology annotation, biological process: positive regulation of adenylate cyclase activity. Gene Ontology annotation, molecular function: GABA receptor binding; calmodulin binding; beta-2 adrenergic receptor binding.